Messenger RNA from Oncorhynchus kisutch (coho salmon), 1118 nucleotides. RefSeq lists its product as uncharacterized. Bases 232 to 1026 code for a protein of 264 amino acids. The transcript has 6 exons. NCBI's taxonomy places the organism in Eukaryota, Metazoa, Chordata, Actinopteri, Salmoniformes, Salmonidae. The record is from RefSeq and is a predicted model, not a curated record.
CCCUGCACCGAGGGAGGGAUUCUCCGAGCAGCUAGCAUCACUGCGCAGAGGGAGGAGAUCCUCAGAGCAUCAGGCCUCAUCCCUGGACAUAGGGAGGGGAUCCUCCGAGCAUCAGGCCUCAUCCCUACGAAGAGGGAGGGGAUUCUUCCAGCAGCUUCUAUCACUGCACAGAAGAAUAAGAUCCUCAGAGCAUCACAACUCACCCCUGCACAAAGGGAGUUGAUCCUCCUGAUGACCAGUGUCACUGCGCAGAGAAAGGGAAUCUUUCCAAAGGCCAGUGUCCCUGCGCACAGGGAGUGGAUCGUCCCAAAGGCUGGUGUCCCUGCAGAGAGGGAGGAGAUCCUCCUCACAGCCAGUGUCCCUGUGAAGAAUGAAAACAAUCAUCCACAACCACCUCCCAUCAUCCCCAUGGUGGCACCACUGUGGAAAUGGGAUGGUGGAGCGUGUACUCCACCUGUGGAUUUCUAUUCCAAGAGAAGAGAUGUCCGACUUAGAUAUGUUGAGCAUCCUGCUAUGAUGUCCAUCACCAAGCCGGAACACUCCGAUGCCAACCCUCAGUUCCAGACUGGCACCCGGCCGGUGGCUGAGCCCGAGACCCCUGCUGUUCACAAUAACAGUGGAGGCUGGCUCAGCUGGGUCUUUGGGAGUGGAAGAGCUAAUAAGAAGGAGGUUCAUCUACCUGAGGACAAAGACAGAUCUAUUGUCUGGGAUCCAACUCUGCACAGAUGGGUUAACAAAACUGAGCCCAAGGCUGAGAACAAGUGUGUACCACCACCACCGAUGGGGACAUAUGGAUAUCAGGGGAACACUGGCAAUGUCCCCAAAGGAGUGAAUCCCUACUCUACGAAAGCAGCAGGUCUAUGGGGCAGCAGAUACCCUACAAUGCAUUUCAAUGAUGGGACCAACUCAAAGCUUCCAAGCCAUGGGCCUGGACUGCUUACUAGACAGCUCUCUGGCUUGCUCCCUUCUUCACACUUUGACCUCAUGGCACCAAUGGUUGUGCCACCUGACACUCUACCCUACUGAGGCCAAUUGCCCAGAGUGUGAAUCUAUUAAAAGAUGAUAUUUUAAUUAAAUCUCUACUUUGUGUCCCCAUGUUCACAUUACUUUCAUGUGUU